GAGGCAGAUAUCUACUUGAUUACCUUUUUCUAUUAAGAGUGUACUUUUUCAGUCUGAUGUGAUACAAAAAUGAGCUAGUCACCCCCUACUAGAGUCUUACUCCACUUUGAAAAAUGCAACACACACACACACAGGCUCACAACAUUGUGACAUCAUAAUGUACCAGCUAACGUCAAUAGUGAUGGCAGAUUUAAAUUCAAAUGCAGUUCAGAGUUUUUACCUGACGACAGUUUUAGGCAGAAAUUUUUAAUUUGAACUAAAAUGCUCUUAAGUGCAAAAUCAUUGUCUACACGUGUCUGCAGCACGAUUAGACACUCAUUUAUAUAGUUUAUCAGCCAAAAAAAGGUUGAUUUGGGGAAGACUUGCUUUAUCAACAUUUUCUUUGUUAGAUUGAAAAGCAUCAAUUAAAAAGAUUCAAACAAUAACCCAAAACUGUAGCUCAGUGUUCUGAACACACUCGGCAGGUAGGCAGAGUAUCCCGCUGCUCGUCCUUCACACAAACACUUUAUAAAGGUCAAAUUAGUCGUCAUACUCUUGUUAUUACUGCCUGUUGUGAUCGGGGCGGGGCUAGGAUCCGACCACGCGCUGAUUGGACGUGAUGCCCUCCCCUGUGGCACAUGCUUCCGUUUGGUGAGUAUGCGCAUGCGCAUCGCGCCCUCUCUUCUGAUAUUUUAUUUACUCCCGAAAUCCAAGAUGGCUUCUGUGAAUGUCUCAGCCCCAAAGCAAAGCGAGGAUGAGAGUAGCUGCUGAAAAAACUACUUUCCCCUGACCGUCGCAUCCCCUGGAGUUCAAUCCGUAUGUUGUGGAGGAGGCUCUAGCAUCCGCCUAGGCCCCGAGCAGCCAUCGGAGCUUCGCGGAACCUUCUUCAGUCCACCAAUUUGGAGUAGUUUCGCGAAGUAGCUCUUCUCGGUGUCACUGUCUGUCCGGAGCGAGGUUCAGGCAGACAGUAGCUCAUCCUAAUGGCCGAACCGAGAAAAGUGCAGUUUGUCACCCUGUCGGCCUUCGCAGCUGGGGCUGCCGCGGAGUCUAGGAAACGCAGGCUGGAAGAGGAGGCCGACUUCAACUUCGAUGGAGCCGGGGAAGUCGAGGCAACCAGGGGGGUAGGAGGCACUGCCAGCGACGGUCGACUCGGCAAAACCGGCGACAGGGACAAGGCUGCUGCCGAGAGGAGGGCGACUGUUCGGCUGAACCUGUCCCUGUGUGAGCCCGACGAUCGCUCCUCCGCUGAGUUUAAUUAUGGCGAACUCAUCCAGAACCUCCAGGCUAAGAAAAACCUUCCAAAUGCGACUCGAGCCCAGAAUCCCAGUGACCCCUUCAACGAUGAGGUGCGUGAGCGGCUCCAGGUCGAAGCUCUGGCUAAAAAGUUUGAAAACAAAUAUGGUAGCACAGGGAAGAAGAAGAAGGACAGAAUGCAGGAUCUGGUUGAUAUUGGCUUUGGUUAUGAUGAGACAGACCCGUUUAUAGACAACUCAGAAGCUUAUGAUGAGCUGGUGCCUGCGUCUCUGACCACAAAGCUCGGGGGGUUUUACAUCAACACGGGCACGCUGCAGUUCAGAGCAGCCUCUGACUCCGAGGGAGAAGACGACAAGAAGCUGAACAAUGAUAAGGAGCAGGCGAUAACGAAGAGAAAAAAGGAGAUGAACAAUCUUGAAGAAAAGAGUCAGAAGAAAAGCAGAGUGUCUAAACAAGGAGUGACGGCUCUCAACCUUCAUCGGCCAGAGAAGAAGAAGAGAAAGAAACUGAUGAAGGACUCGCUGUACCUGGCAGCGAUGCUUCGUCGCUUCAGCCGGGAGAAAGAGGAGAUGAGGAAAAGAAACCCAAACGUAAAUCAGCUCGCUGCGUCUGGAGGUUCAGCCAGCAAGCCCCACUCCGGCAGCUCCACAAACCUCCCAGUGUCUAACUCCAACCAACCACAGGCCCGCGCAGCUGUCGGCGAUCUCUCCACGGCAGAGCUCACCUCCGACCCCGCCGUGAUGUCACUGCUGAGCUCGGCAUCUGAGAAGGAGCUGCAGGACCUCCUGGGUGACCUGGACUUCAGCUUGUUGGACAGCGACCAGCAGAACGCUGUGGUGACAGCCAGGGAGAACGGCAUUCUGGGUAUCGGUGGUCCCUCUCAUAAAGCAGGUGGUGUUGGGGGCCAAGGGCGAGGUCUGGGGUCUUCCAGUGGACUGUUCUCUCCACCACCGCUCCCCGAUGGACUUCCUGCUCCUCUUAUGAAACGCAUCGAGGACCUGCGGGCGGCCUCACGGCAGUUUGAUCAGGAGGGCAGGAAGAAGUUUUUCACCCUGGACAUGAAUAACAUCCUCCUGGAUAUUGAGCUGCAGGUCCAGGAGCAGCCUCCUGAGGUGCGUGCAGGCAUCUAUUCCCACAUGGAAGCAUUUGUGCCAUGCAACAAAGAGGCCCUCCUCAAGCGCCUCAAAAAGCUUAGCCUCAACAUCCAGGAUGACCGGCUGCGGGCGCCUCUGUUGAAGCUGAAGUUGGCGGUGUGCAGCGUGAUGCCGGAGCAGAUAAACAGAUACAGCAUGGACUGCAUGGCCAAGGCUGCAAAGCAGCAGUCAGAAGAGGGCGAUAAGAACGGCUCAGAGGAGGAGGAUGAGGAGAAACCAGGGAAGAGGGUGAUGGGCCCUCGGAAGAAGUUUGUCUGGGAUGACAAGCUCAGGAACCUGCUGUGUAACCUGGUGAGAGUGAAGCUGAGCUGCUAUGAGAUGGAGAAGCAGUGCUCUCUGUCUGUGGAGGACUACCUCAAGGCCUUCUUGGAGAACGAGGUCAAACCACUGUGGCCCAAAGGCUGGAUGCAGACCAGGAUUCUGUUCAAGGAGAGUUUUGCUGUUCACGGCCAUCUUACUGGAAAUCUAGUAAAGAGGAGGAUCCUGCCUGGACCCAAGGCCAAAGCCAAGGAGGGUCUUUGGAUCAACAAACCUCCUCUGACCAUGACCUCCACACCUGCCCUGACCUGCAGCCGCCUGCCCCCCUCCUCCUCCUCGCCCCCGGAGCCCAUCUGUCUGUCGGACUCUCUGGAUGAGGAUUUGACCGCUCCCUCUCUGGACUCCAUCUCUCAUGCUCUGGCUCUCCUCAGUAACGUGUCCAAGGGCCUGGGCCCAGCGGACAGCCCUCUGUCACCCCCACCUCUUCAGAUGCCCACCUCCUCCCCUCCCCCCGUCGCCCCUCACUACCCCUCCAUCUCUCAGGUGUCUGCCCCGACUGUGUCCGCGGCGCAGCAACAUUCCCUGUCUAAGGUUGCGACCUCUUCUCCAGCUGCUGUGUCAGCUGGGAGCUUGCCUGUGAUGACACUCGCCUCCCUCUCCUCUACCUCCUCCUCCUCCUCUCCCGCCGUCUCCUCCACGGCCCGUGUGGCCCCGUCGGGCCUGCCGCUGACCUCCAGGACGGCAGAGGGUCACUACAGCCAGAUGAAGGGCACCAUGGUCCAGUCUCAGAGACAUGUAACCAUGACGACGCCCUGCCACAGGCCUACCUCCGUAAUGGGUAAGGUGCAUCCUCACCCCUCACCGUCUCCUACAAAGCAGCGGCCUCCCCCCACAGCAUCCCCCCUGCUGCCCCCCCACCAGAAAGGCUUUGCCAGCCCAGCAGGGUUACUGGGAACUCUGGGAGCCAGUCAAGGACCGUCCAAGAGCAGCACCAAGUCCAGUAGCAACGGCGGUGCUGCCAACAGCGGCGUCGCACCUUCCUCCUCCUCUUCAUCACAGACCCGGCCCAGCUCUGCCUCCCAACUGCAGUCCUUCUGUCCCCCCUCCCCUGGAGCCUCCUCACACUCCUCCCAAGGGAAAGCCCACACACACCUUCACCACCAGUCAAACUUCAUCACCCCCAUGCAGGCCACCCUCACCAAAUCCUCCCACAGCAGCAACUCCUCCCCCAUCAUCAAACUCACCCCUCGGCCUCCCGCGCCCACGCCGCCUCCCUCCUCCACCCCGUCCCCAUCGUCCUCACCCUCACAUCAGCUCCCCCAUCAGAUGAUCUCCAACCAACAGCAGCAGCACCAGUACGCUCCCAAAACCACCAAGCCCUUCCGACCCCCCUUCAGCGGCUCGAGCAGCGUGCAGGCGAAGCCGACGGCGGGCAGCUGCAGCUUCGCUGGAGUCCAGAAACCUCAGAGCGUCAUUAAUUCCAGCAACAAGGGAGUCAUGUCACCCGACAAAACUCCCCCGUCCUCUACAGCGCUGGCCUCAGCCAGUCAGAGGCAAAGGGGCGGGGCCAAUCAGGGCUCAAAGGCGGGAAAUGGUUGGGGGUCUUCAGGUACUCUGGCCGCACCCGCCACAACAUCGCACCUGUCCCAGGCGUCGGGCUCCCCCCUCCUGAGCAGCCACUCGGCUCUGCCGCUGGGCUUUGGGAUGUUGGGCGGUCUGGUUCCCGUCUCACUGCCCUUUCGGUUCCCCUCGUUGCUGAAUUUCAGCGCUCCAGGGGCUGCUGGGAUGGGCUCGGCCCCCAGCUCCAACUCAGGAUACUCGCUAGCACAGAGCGACCUAAUGGAUCUGUACAAGAGCCUCCAGUCAGGGUCGCAGGCUGCCCUACCUCCUCACUUGCAGCUUGCUUUUUCAGAUGCGAACCAAAGCCAGAGUGGAGACAUGAAGAGGAAAUUCCACUGACCAAUCAAAGCUCAGGAGGGGAUGUCAGGUGACAUCACACCCUCCUGGAUGAGAUCACCAAUUAGCAAUCAAGGCUCUGAUUGGCUGGCGGGGACGCGGAUCCACCGGCUGACCCGAAACGGACCUAAAGGAGUUCCUCCUCGCUUCAAGUGGCAAUGAAUUAAUUUACCCGUGUUUCCUCUGAAGGAGCGGGUAUGAGAACAAGACCGAGUGAAUGACGAGAACACUUCCUUUUGUUCGGCUUCUUUUGUUCUGUCAACAUGUUUACAUACGACUGACCUGGAUCACUGUGGAAUGAGUGUGAGCGAGGUGGUGGCACACGAGAGCAGUAGCACGCUACCUUAUAUCGUUUGUAUUUAAGAUUAUGUGGAGUUCUAGGACUCUCGUUCUUUCAGUGACAAUAAGAGGAAAAAAAAGAAAAACAGAAUAUAAUUAUGAGGUUUUUGUUUUUUCUCUGUCUGCGGUGUGGGAGUCGUCGUGUCUGUAGAAGUUUAUUUUUGGUCACCUUUGCUCCCACAAAUGACUGUUAGGUAGUAGCUUAAAUUAACAUUGCUAAAUUAUUUUUAAUUUACACAGGGAUACAAAUGCGAGUGUGUGUGUGUGUGUGUGUGUUUGUACAUAAAAGAAACUAUAAAUUUCUUUCCAGAUGUUUUUUAUAUGACCGAGUAGACAUGUCCCCCCCCCCCCCCCCCCCCCUCACAAUAAUGAGCAGAUGUUAGUCUGAUGCCCCGCUCUCAGUGGGCUUUUGGUGCUGUUUGAUCACACUGGACCUUUUGUGAAGGAAGAAAAUUCAUAUUUAUAUAUGAGAGUUGGUAAAAGUUCUGGGUGGGAGUGGGGUAGAGGACUGGAUUGUAGCUUACUUGAAUUUUCAUUUGUUUUAUUUGUGUUUUUUAUAUAUAAUUUUCACUGCUUACAGACUCAAAUCUUCUUAAUAUAAGAAAACGCCUUAGUUUGUAUCGAUAAAAGUAUGAAAAAAGAUCUAUGCAGGACUGUGAAAGCUCAGUGCAAAAGUACAAGUGGUCGUUUGGCUUUCAAACCUCUCCUCAGCGUGUCGGCGCAUUUCCGGAGUCGUGCUGUUAACGCCACGCUCCCGGGUUUUCUGGUGGGAGUUCACACAAUAAGACGAGAGAGCGAAGUCAAGUUUAGCUGCAGGUCUAACCACUACAAGUGUUCUCGUGUAAAUAAAACUGUUGUCAACGCAACUCUAGUUUAUCUAGGAGAAAACGCGCGAUGGCUGGCGACUAAAUCCGUGAACUUAUCGAAACGAGGAGGAAAAACAUUAGAUCGACUGAAAAUUCAGCUAAAGUAAUUAUAGCUCGUUUUCACGCUGUUAUUAAUGCUUUCAGUACACUAAUGCAGUUGUAGGGAAGAUCAGGAGGAGGAAACUGGGAACAUCUCCAUUAGUCCAUGCUACAAAUGAAAACCCUUCUUUAGAAAGGCCAUUCUAACAUAAAACUGUUUUUUUAACCCUUUCACAGAACUGAUCGGGCCUCGGUUUGGAAACAAAACCACAAUAAACUGAACGAAACUGAAGUUUGAUCCACUUUUCUCUGCAGCUCACAUGAAAAUAAUUCCAGUUCUCUUUGUGUUUUACUCCGAGUUGAUCGUGUCAGUGUUAUUAUUUAAAUUUAGCGUAACUUGGCGAGUCCCAUCGGCUACGCUCAACAUGUCUCCGUUUGAUUUAGCAGAGCGGCAACAUUAAAUCAAAUAAAUCCGACGUUUAAACAAACGGCUGGUUUGGCGAGUCUGAUGAAAGACGAACUUCUGUUUGUAAUCAUUUCUGAGGUGGGACUUGAGUCGUUGAUGAGGCGACACAGCAGAAGCAGUGACUCCUAAAAGACCUGAACUAACUUUUUUUUAAUGGAAACAAUAUUUAACAUUUUUAUCUUUCCCACUGAAGCCAGCAGAGGUUGUUGGCUGGUUUUCUCACGCUUUAAACUUGACUUCGUUCUUUCUGAACACUGGUAGCAAAACCUUCCGUCAGCUGAAUACCUCCGUUUAUAAAACUGUUCUUCCUGUGUGUGUGUGUGUGUGUGUGUGUGUGUGUGUGUGAGAGAGAGAGAGAGAGAGAGAGAGAGAGAGAGAGAGAGAGACCGGCUGCACCAAGAGAGAUGCCAAAGAUGGUUUUGUAGUAGCUGCUCUGGAGGGGUGCUGCUGGUCUUGAGUGCAUGUAUUCUUGAGUGACGUUGACCCCUGACCCCUGAGUGUCAGCUCCUUUCUUCUGGGUGUGAAGUCAUGUGACCUGAGCAGCAGGUGACACCUCACAUGUUGUGCUUUUGCUGGAGGUGCAGGAGGGUAAGAAAGACAUUUUGUGGUUUUCUGGUUCCUUAAUUUGAUCUUUUGUAGAUUAUUUUUCUGUGUCUUAAGAAAUAAAACAGGUGGUUUUCUUAA
This is a messenger RNA of Nothobranchius furzeri (turquoise killifish), 6995 nucleotides long. It is a transcript of the gene ubn2a, whose product is annotated as ubinuclein 2a. NCBI's taxonomy places the organism in Eukaryota, Metazoa, Chordata, Actinopteri, Cyprinodontiformes, Nothobranchiidae. Gene Ontology annotation, biological process: chromatin organization. Gene Ontology annotation, cellular component: nucleus. The record is from RefSeq and is a predicted model, not a curated record.